GCCAGACUCGGAAACCGAUGUAGUUGCACCGACGCUACUCGGGGUGACAUACCUACUGUCCCACUCUCCAGCCCUCGUGCUGCAAGUCGUGUUUUGUCGCGGAAGCAUUAACUUCUAUUGCCCAUCUAUUGAGCGCUUGGCUACGCAGGACGCAUCACCGCUCGUUCACAACUCAUCAUUAACCGGCUACAAUCAUUUACUUGUUUGAACAAGUUGAUUGAACAGUUUCGAAGACAGGAAAUGUAACCGAAGGAGCACAAAAAUUCAAAGUGAUAGGAAGUUUAUAGGCAUUUGGGGCUUAUAAAUCAAAAUGGAGGGAAAAGUUUCAAAGGACAUUUUGUCCGAGAAACAACUGCAGUAUAUAGUUUCCCGAAUGACAAAGCCUGGUUCCCAGAUCAUCGGUUUCGAUGUCAAGCCGGCUUCAGAAGAAUUGGCCGGUUUUCUGGGAGAACACUUAAGGAUGAAUCUAUGCGUGAAGGAGGUCAAUUCGCUGCGGAAGAUACAUUUGUUCAUUAAAACUGUGCCUACUGCGAACUUGCCGAAAGCUGAAUUCAUUGAACGGAAUCAGUUUUUCAAGAAAGAAGCGUUGGUUUUCCAGAUUUUCGAUGAGAUUCAGGACAUGGACUGCGUCAACCCAUGGUGCACGAGAGCGGUUAUUUACACCGACAAGCUGAUAGUGAUGCCCGACCUCGCCGUACAGGGCUACCGGACACAUCCGACCCAAAUAUACUUCGACCGGGACCACGUGACCGUCGUCGUCUCGUCGCUGGCCCGUCUGCACGCAGCAUUCGCCAACUACUUCACGAAAAGAAACCAAUCGCGUCCACAUUUUCUAGAGGAAAAUUACUUUUUUAAUGAUGAGUUUUUCGGUGAUGCCCCCUGGCUGAUCCCUGCAGCUAAAGUCACCUACAACGUCCUGAAAGAGUUUUCGUCAAAAUCAAAUGAUUUUCCACCUGAUUUGGAAGAUAAGUUAAGUACUCUCUUUAUUGAAGCUUACGGCAUGCUCAAUAAUAAUGAAGACGUCCUCAACGUAGUGAUUCAUAAGGAUCUGUGGGCGAACAAUAUCCUGUUUCAAUAUGCAGCAAACGUACCCAUCAACGCCGUGCUGGUGGACUACCAACUGUCGAGGUACGCUCCCCCAGCGUUCGACCUGAUGUCGCUGCUGUACAUGACUACGUCGAGAACGUUCCGGGGUGCUCACGAGGCUGAAGUGCUGCAACAUUACUAUGAAGUGUUUUCCGAGAGCUUGAACGACGCUACCAAAAAGAGAUUGAAGAAUUUGAACUACGACUUUGAUGAGUUUAGGAAGUGGUGUGAAAGAGCCCGCGUGUUUGGCUUGGUGCAAGCGAACACGACGCUUCCUUGCGUGUGCAUGGACGCGGCGGCGGCGCAGCGCACGUUCGACGACCCGCACACGUACGUGGAGCACUUGACGGGUGACAGGAGCGCGCCGCUGGUGGCGCACGCUGGAGACAACGUCCAGUACAGACUGCGACUGUUGGAAGUUAGUGAGGAGUUAGUCGAAAAAUAUGUUUUAAAAAUAUAGCUUUUUAGAAUUACUUUACCCAUUUAGAAAAAAAGAAAUUGUUAUAAAAUAAAUUGAAAAAUUGGUGAGCGAUAUAAAUACUACCUAUUUAUUAUUGUUAAUGUUUCCCAAUGUCCUUUAAGAAUUUUCAAGAAUUAAGAAACAGAGGAGAACAGAAAUAUUUUUAAAAAUUCAGAAAAUACCUACCUACCUAAAUUUUUAGAUCUUCGGAAAUCGUCUUAAGUUCUUAACCUGAGCUAGUUAUCUACAUAUUUCAUCCACUUAGUUGUAAAACUAAGGCUAAAGUCGGUCACCGAUUCAGUUGUAGAUGUGAAUCUAAACAUACUUAACUAGCGCAUUCAUCUGAUUUGCAUCACUUCCGAUCUACAGCUAUAUGUGGUGUCAACUGUCGACACGUGUAAUUACGCUAAAGUCAUCCUGGAUUGCGAGAUAUCAAUCGGUAGCAUCAAGUGGAAAAUUGUUUCCACUUGUGAUGUAAGCAACAGGUUCGCCCUUGGGCACACGGAAAUAAUAGUGCAGCUGCCGGGACCGUGCACUGCAGGCAGCCGGGACAGAUCUUUGACACAAUUAGACUGAAACCAUAAACCAAUUAAUGGUCAACGCAAUAAGUGUACAAUUUAUCGCUUGGAGGAAGGCCAAGCUAUGCGUUCGUGGUUGCGCUAUGGGCAUGGGAGCUGAGAGCAGGGCACAAGAGGACACACUUGCAAAUUUGAAACCCCUGUCGGGAUAAAGAAUGUACACAAAUCAAUUGAGGUUUACUAACAAUUUGCUGUAUGAAUGAAAAUGUAAUAAAAUUACCUAAGUUCGUGUAUUA
Molecule: messenger RNA, 2360 nt
Organism: Bicyclus anynana (squinting bush brown)
Lineage: Eukaryota; Metazoa; Arthropoda; Insecta; Lepidoptera; Nymphalidae
Exons: 2
Coding region: 311-1546 (411 amino acids)
Source: RefSeq, a predicted model, not a curated record